Molecule: messenger RNA, 3411 nt
Organism: Halichondria panicea
Lineage: Eukaryota; Metazoa; Porifera; Demospongiae; Suberitida; Halichondriidae
Product: denticleless protein homolog
Exons: 10
Coding region: 1560-2957 (465 amino acids)
Biological process (GO): proteasome-mediated ubiquitin-dependent protein catabolic process
Cellular component (GO): nucleus
Molecular function (GO): protein binding; protein-macromolecule adaptor activity
Source: RefSeq, a predicted model, not a curated record
UGGCGAGUCUAGGAGAAAUAUGGGUGCUUCAAAGUAACGCAAGAACAUUUAGCAUGGUAGUAGGUGUUUCUUAAGUCAUGUGACAUCUCCCAUCGCCCAGUAUGAGGGUUCUGAAAGAGAACAUGUUCUUUGUGCUGAAUAACAAGAUCAUCAAGAGUGUGAUCAAUUUUUCCACGGCAGCCUUGACACCUGGAGAUCCUAGAGUUCGAAAAAAGAAUCCGAAAUAGUUGACCCACUGAGUGCUGAGGAGAUCGAGAUGGAUGGUAUAGUGGGGGUGGCCCAGAAAGAGGACCUUGCACACUGUUAACAGAAAUUGGAGAAUAAACUCCAACUGAAUUGUGACCAAAAGUGGCAUACAGAGCACUUAUUCCAACAGAGUACACAUUCCGUUGUGAUGAAGCAGAUGGAGCAGACAAUUCAUGCUCAGAGCUACCAAAGGGAGAGUUCUAGAGAGAGGGUGGGCAGGGUGUCCUUGAUACUGAUCGUUUUUUCACUUCACCAAUGUUGUUGUUAGAGUCAGAAACGAUGACUAUGGGACUAUUUACUCAUUUUGAGCCCGGAUUCAAGAAGAUAAUUAUAACUACUAUAAUUAUUAUCACCAUGUGGCUUGAACGCGCAUGCGCACAAAGUAGUCUAUGUGUAAAAAAAGUUCAUGUCCGUGUCCAUAUCCGGUGUCCGUGUCCGUGUCCAGCUUUUCCAUGCACCCGUUUUGGACUAGAUCUUUGCGACCGUGUCCAUGUCCGGUGUCCGUGUACGUGUCCUGCUUUUCCAUGCACCCUAAAAAUUAGACUGAAUAAAAUAAUAAUGUUUAUUCCAUUCCUGUCUUCUCUUCUUGAACUUCUUGCUUCUUGAUGUUCCUCUUAGGUAUUUCACUUUCAUUAUUGAGAAAAGAAGGCCGGUGAAGGAGGCUAACUCCUCAAUUCCCUGAGUGAAGUGCGGCCUGGGAUCGAGACGUAUAAUAUACUUCUGUCCAACAACCACUUAUUAUUAUCUUCAACAAGAUUACAGGACAAAAACAAAUAAUUAUUAAUCAAUGUCACAUUUAUCUUAUCAUUAAUGUACUACUGUAAUGAAAAAGAAAGGGAAUCAAAACUAAAAAACAUUUGCAAUGUGAACGUUGCGGAUUGCCAGGAAAAGGAAAAGCACAAAAAAGCGAAGAAACAAGAAAUUCGGCGAGUGCAUAACUCCAAUCCGUUACAACGUCAUUAACAUGUACAGUCGAGUGGCCUACUGUUGAUAAUGAUUUUAGAAUCAAAACACAAGUUGGGUAAAAAUGAACUGAGAAGAAUUCACAAUCAUCCACUCACACAUCCAACACUUGCAUGAUUGCUCAACACUGUAAGGGAAAACAUCACAAACACAAUACAUACCUUGCAAAAAAUUUAUAAAAGUUACAGAAGGAUUUGCGGAAAAGCACAAAAACAAAACAAAAAAUUGCUUAAAACAGUACAUGUGAAUGAAGUUGUAACGGAUUGGAGUUAUGCACUCGCCGAAUUUCUUGUUUCUUCGCUUUUUCGCGCUUUUCCUUUUCCUGGCAAUCCUAGCAACGUUCACAUUGAAUGUUUUUUAGUUUUGAUGUAUUGUAUAAAUGUCCAUCAACUUCACACACAGGUGGGAAUGAUCUCCUUUGGAUUCUGUCUGACUUUAAAUGCCUCAAGGGAGACAAUCUACUGUUCUAUGGACCAGACGACGAAUACAUUCCUCCUCUGGCGUGUAAGUUCAGCGUAGUUGGUCUAAAUGGUAACCUGCUGGCUGUGGCAGACGAGGAGGGAAUUGUAGGACUGUACGACACAGGGAGAAAACUAUCGGACCUCAAACAGUCUAAACUUUCCAAAUUUGAAGCCCACAGAAAUGCAGUGUUUGAUAUUGCUUGGUUGCCUGGAGGCACACAACUUGUGACUGCCUCAGGGGACCAGCAACUGUGUCUAUGGGAUGUGGUUGGGGAGACACUCCUGACCACUUUCUCUGGUCACAAGGGAAGCGUCAAGUCGGUUUGUGUCAAGAAGAACGAGCCCAGUGUGAUAGUGUCUGGUAGUCGUGAUGGCAGUAUCAUGGUGUGGGACACUCGGUGCACUGGUAAAGGGUCAUCGCAGAAACCUAUCAACAUCAUACACUCGGCACAUGAGAAAGAGGGACGAAGACAAAAUGGCCGCAAUAAAGCAACGUGUAGUGCGUCUAGUGUGACAGCUGUGCUCUUCCAUGGAGACAAGAUAGCUUCCUGUGGGACCAGUGAUGGUGUUGUGAAGCUGUGGGACAUGCGACGAUACUACACAAACCACAAACGUGCCCCACCCCCCUGCUGGCACUCGUUUGCCCCUGUGGAGAGAGGGGGGCGUGUCUACGGGUUCAACUCCCUCGUGGCCGACACCCAUCAGAGCGCUCUCUAUGCCAGUGCCACUGAUGACAUCAUCUACAAGUACAGUACAAGCACCCUGGGGCAGGCACCUAUGGAUGGCUACAGUGGACACAAGAGCUCCUCUAUGUUCUACUCCAAGGCCUGUCUCAGUGGGGAUGGGGAAUAUCUACUGACUGGCUCCAGCUGUGGCUCUGCCUAUAUCUGGAAGGUGAGGGACUCCCGAGUUCCCCCUCUACUGCUCCAGGGUCAUAGCAAGGAGGUGACAGCUGUAGACUGGUGUCCCACCAACCUGGACAAGGUGGUGACAUGCUCUGAUGACAACGACUUGUUUCUAUGGCGAGUGAUGAGGGGUGGGCAGUGCGCGUGUCAGGAGAGAGGGGCCUGCACCAUCGGGGACACUACCCAGUGCAGUGGAGGUGAGCAUCUGAAGGCUCAAAAAAGGAUUCUAGAGAUGUACAGACAAGCACAACCAUCCACCGAGACUCCCCCUAAAAAUCACACCCUCACUCCCUCCAGUACGAAACAGACUAACUGUAUCACUCAAAACCCGUGGAAUCCGAAAACCAAGACAAAAUCAGGCUCUCUUCAAAUCAAUUCAUGAAAUCAACCCACAAUCUCCUCUACAAUGACUCAAAUUUCGAAUUCAACCUCUACAACUAAUUCAAAAACAACCCCUAAUCAAGAAGACAUGACAAGAAGUAACAUCGCUACCCCUAUACCAACGAUCACUCCAUCUAAAACAGACUCUGAGAACCUCCCCCAAACAUUGGCACAAGAGACUCCGCCCACUCAUGUCUCCGCCCUCGGUAGUCGUAAGAGAAAGCUUAUGCUGUCGGCCAAACAGAGCACAAAGAAAGUGAGAAAGAGUUGCUCAACUUGUGGGCCAUUAGCAGCCGACAAGAAGUACGUAUGUCGCUAAGAGAACUGCACAGACUUGUAGCAAAUGUAUGCCUUCUCUGCGUAGUUAUUUCAAACCACAAUAGAACACUUUCUGUUUCAGUAUCACGUGUGACAUUGUUCAACUGUUAAAUUUGUCAUAUAAUAAUUAUUAUUGU